Messenger RNA from Piliocolobus tephrosceles (Ugandan red Colobus), 1557 nucleotides. It is a transcript of the gene SAMD13, whose product is annotated as sterile alpha motif domain containing 13. Lineage: Eukaryota; Metazoa; Chordata; Mammalia; Primates; Cercopithecidae. Gene Ontology annotation, biological process: negative regulation of DNA-templated transcription. The transcript is spliced from 4 exons. Gene Ontology annotation, cellular component: nucleus. The record is from RefSeq and is a predicted model, not a curated record. Gene Ontology annotation, molecular function: histone binding; chromatin binding. Bases 187 to 537 code for a protein of 116 amino acids.
CCCGCCCAGGUCUUGUCCCUUCUAGUCCUGGCCUUCCCCAUUCCUGGGGGCCCCCGCCCCUCCGACCCCCGCCGACCCGCGGUGGACUACAACUCCCGGCGUGCCGCGCGCGUCCGCCCGGCUGCACCAGGGCUUUGCGCGUGGCGGCCGCGGAGCUCCGCGCGGGGCAAACCUCCCAGCGCGGCCAUGCGGGGAGUUGCUGAAGUAAAGGAACCCUGCAGCCUUCCCAUGCUAUCUGUUGACAUGGAAAACAAGGAAAAUGGCUCUGUCGGUGUAAAAAAUUCCAUGGAAAAUGGGAGACCACCUGAUCCUGCCGACUGGGCCGUGAUGGAUGUCGUCAAUUAUUUCAGAACCGUGGGAUUUGAGGAGCAAGCUAGUGCUUUUCAGGAACAGGAAAUUGAUGGAAAAUCCCUGCUAUUGAUGACAAGAAAUGAUGUGUUGACAGGACUUCAGUUAAAAUUGGGGCCUGCUCUGAAAAUCUACGAAUAUCAUGUAAAACCUCUGCAGACAAAGCAUUUAAAGAACAACUCUUCAUAGUACAAAUUGGGGUCUUCGACCUCAAAAAAUACAUAAUGACAUAAUUUAGUUUCAUGUGAUGAAACUUUGUAAACAGAAUACAUACAUGUGUAUAUGUAAAGAAUUUCAAUCAAAUGAAACGUUAUCCUAUUGGAUAGACUAGGCAAUUCAUCAGCUGACCUGAAAUCAGCCAGGAGGAGCAAGGACAAGAUGCACACAGGGUGGUUUUCCUCAUGGAGUUUGUCAAAUAGAAUGAUCUUUGACACGAUUAGACACUCCUCCCCACAAAGGCUUUGAAAUCAUAAGGAUUUUCCUCAUCUCUUUAUAGAUUGCUUUCCCAAAAUCUUUAUAAAAGAAUUUAAUUGAAUGACCAUCUUUUGGUUACAGAUGUAGGAUGAGUAAAAACAAGAAAAUUGGGGGAGGGGGAGAAAGACGAAAGGGAUUGCUGUCUCCCUUGAAUUCCUCUGCUCCUUAGAGCUUGUGUUACUUGGAUGGAAUUGCCGACACCCUUUUUUAUAGAGGGUUCUCCACUUGACCUUAUUAAGGUUUUAUUGGGAUAUGCUGCAGUGUUUGAAAUGAACAUGCAUCAGCCCCUUCAGGAGCAGAAUCAUAGCUCUGAAAAGAGAAGCUCCGUUGUGUACUGAGGAUAUCCAUCCAUAUUCAGCUAGCUUUCAAAUGGGGUAAUGAUAUUUUCUGCAUAGAUUUUCUUUUAAAUUGGUUCUCUGUUUCUGAAGAAAGGAUUUUUUUUAACUUCAUGGUUUUAUUUAUAAUAAUUUGUUUCUGAAGAAGUUUGCUGAGAGUUACAGGUCAAAAAGCCUUGUUACUAGUACAGAAUAUUUUUAUAUAUAUUCCUUCAUGAUGGUGUAAUUUUUUUAAUUGUCCUAUGCUUUGUUCAGUUCCUGGGUUAAGUACUUGUUUUUAAGAGCUUGGAAAAAGUGGGCUUGCUACAUCUCUGUUCAAAGAGACAUUUGUUCAAUCUCUGUGUGUCAACGCCUUGUUGAAUUGGUGCUUUGUGUUUGCAAUAAAGCAUUGCUUCAGUUU